Molecule: messenger RNA, 705 nt
Organism: Cricetulus griseus (Chinese hamster)
Lineage: Eukaryota; Metazoa; Chordata; Mammalia; Rodentia; Cricetidae
Source: RefSeq, a predicted model, not a curated record
AUGGCGCACACCUUUGAUCUCAGUACUCUGAAGGUAGAAGCAGAUGGGUCUCUGAGUUCAGGCUACCCUUUUCCCACUGCUCCUCCCGUGGACCCAUUUGCCAAAAUCAAAGUGGAAGACUGCGGAAGAACUAAAGGAUGCUUUAGAUACGGCAAGCCAGGCUGUAAUGCAGAGACCUGUGACUACUUCCUUAGCUACCGGAUGAUAGGGGCUGAUGUGGAGUUCGAGCUGAGUGCAGACACGGAUGGUUGGGUAGCCGUUGGAUUCUCUUCAGACAAAAAGAUGGGUGGUGAUGAUGUCAUGGCCUGUGUCCAUGAUGACAAUGGCAGAGUCCGAAUUCAGCACUUCUACAAUGUGGGACAGUGGGCAAAGGAGGUUCAGAGAAAUCCUGCCAGAGACGAAGAAGGAGUUUUUGAGAACAAUCGUGUCACCUGCAGGUUUAAGCGGCCUGUCAAUGUUCCCAGGGAUGAAACAAUUGUGGACCUGCACUUGAGUUGGUAUUACCUGUUUGCUUGGGGUCCAGCCAUUCAGGGCUCUAUCACCCGACACGACAUAGACUCCCCACCCACUUCAGAGCGUGUAGUCAGUAUUUACAAGUACGAAGACAUCUUCAUGCCAUCGGCUGCCUACCAGACCUUCUCCUCUCCAUUUUGUUUGCUCCUCAUUGUCGCCCUGACCUUCUACUUGCUGAUGGGAACCCCUUAG